ACAAGGCCCAAAAGGGCAACAAAGCCAAAUGGGAGUCCUUCAACGCCCCUCGUGUUCCAGCAACUCAAAGCACCAACAACAACCACACUCCCAAGAUCAUCAUCACCUUCAUUCAGAAUCAUCCUCCCUCUCUUCCCAACCAAGUCUCCCUUCUGUUCCCUCCCUCACCCCACCACAAAACCACCACCAACCACCGCAAACCACCACCCACCACCGCCUCCUAGCCACCGUCAAAGCCCACACCUCCCCCAUCUCUGCCCUCACCCUCCACGCCAAGUCCCUCUUCAGCGCCUCCUCAGACGGCCAAGUAAAAACAUGCAGCAGAGAUCCCUUCACUCUCCAAACCUCAGACACCAACAACAACGUUGUUGUGGCAUCCACCACCGCACCCAUCAAGUCCCUCAUCGUUCACAACGAUGUCCUCUUCACCGCACACCAAGACCACAAAAUCCGCGUCUGGAAAACCGACGACAACCAAAGCCAAAACUACAAAUGCAUAGCCACGCUUCCCACGCUCCACGACCGCAUCUCCAAGCUAUUCUCCUCCAAAAACUACGUCAAAAUCCGCCGCCACAAGAAACGCACGUGGGUGCACCACGUGGACGCUGUCUCCGCUCUCGCUCUUUCCCAAGACAACUCCCUCCUCUACUCCGCCUCAUGGGACAGAACGUUCAAAGUCUGGCGAACCUCCGACUUCAAAUGCUUGGACUCCGUGCAAAACGCGCACGACGACGCCAUCAACGCCUUAAUUGUGUCGCAAAACGGCGUCGUCUACACGGGUUCCGCGGACACCAAAAUCAAGAUGUGGAAGAAGCAGGAGGAGGAGGGUGAUGAGAAAAUGAAAAGUCAAAAGCAUUUCCUGUUGGGGACGUUGGAGAAGCAUAGGUCAGCGGUGAAUGCUCUUGCGCUGAGCGGCAACGGGUCGGUGUUGUACUCGGGCGCGUGUGACAGGUCGAUAUUGGUGUGGGAGAGCGAUGGAGGGAGCGAGGGUAUGGUGGUGGUGGGGGCUUUGAGGGGGCAUACGAAGGCUAUACUGUGUUUGGUGGCGGUGGGGGAUUUGGUGUGCAGUGGUUCGGCGGAUAAGAGUGUUAGGGUGUGGAGGAGAGGGGUUGAGGAGAAGGGGUAUUCGUGUUUGGCGGUGUUGGAAGGUCAUCGACGACCCGUCAAGUGUUUGGCUAUGGCUGUUGACUCCUUCAACAUGGGUAGUGGUCCUCAUCAGGAUGAUGCUAAUACUACCUCUUAUCUGGUUUACAGUGGAGGGCUUGAUUGUGACAUUAAUGUCUGGCAAAUACGUCUUCCUAGUUAAUUAGUAAUUUCUUCUCAUAUUUUUUUCUUUUUCUUACUAUUGUUUGCUUCCUACACUGGCUUUGUAAAUACUACAAUGAGGCUUUUUUAUUUAGGUUAAAAAUAUAUUUUCCUCUCUUAUAAUAAUUGUUUGUUUCAAUUUAAUCUCACUUUUAUUUUUUGUCUCAA
Messenger RNA from Cajanus cajan (pigeon pea), 1473 nucleotides. RefSeq lists its product as uncharacterized. The record is from RefSeq and is a predicted model, not a curated record. Gene Ontology annotation, molecular function: protein binding. Lineage: Eukaryota; Viridiplantae; Streptophyta; Magnoliopsida; Fabales; Fabaceae.